Galleria mellonella (greater wax moth) is the source of this 2035-nucleotide messenger RNA. RefSeq names its product pyruvate dehydrogenase [acetyl-transferring]-phosphatase 1, mitochondrial (gene Pdp). Gene Ontology annotation, biological process: protein dephosphorylation. The transcript has 4 exons. The record is from RefSeq and is a predicted model, not a curated record. NCBI's taxonomy places the organism in Eukaryota, Metazoa, Arthropoda, Insecta, Lepidoptera, Pyralidae. Gene Ontology annotation, molecular function: protein serine/threonine phosphatase activity; cation binding. Bases 214 to 1722 code for a protein of 502 amino acids.
UGAAGGAGUAGGAGAGUCGUUGAUAUAGUAUCAAACAGUUAGACUAUUGAGUCGUGUGAAUGAAAAAUUUAAAAUUAUUACUUAAAUUAAAAAUUCAUUGCCUGGUGAAUAAAUUUGAUAAAUUUAAAGAUACAUUUGAUUUGAAUAUAUAUUAAUGUGAUUGCAUAACAUGCCUGUGAUUUCUAGUUCUUCUGUUUAUUAUAUAACGUAAUUAUGAAUUGUUCAAAUACAAAUUUAUUAUUAAGUACAUGUCUAAAAUUAGAGUCAGGAUUUCGAUACAAAUUGCUAGGUAAUUGGCAUAAACACCAUAAAUCAGAUUUUCGGUAUUUUAAUGAGUGUACAUCAACAUACACUCGCCUUUUUCAUUCAUCAUAUACUCUUGGACAGGCUCAAAAAGAUGGUAUCACAGUUCUUCCAUCACCACAAGAAGUCACCAUCAUAUUACGAAAAAAUGAAUUCAAUAAAGAAUUCACAUCUGGUUCAGUUAAAUCUUAUGAUUCUAAUCAAUUGGCUUCAAAUGAUCCUAUUGAGGACACAAGAAGUGAAGCACAGUGCAAGAUGACACCAGGGUUACUAUUGGGCGUAUUUGAUGGCCACGGUGGUCCUGCUUGUGCUCAAGUUUUAUCCAAGAGGCUUUUGAAUUAUGUAGCUGCGUCCCUUCUUCCAUUGGAUAUCCUAAGAAAAUAUGUUCAUGAAAAUCCAAGAGAGAAUCUGAUAGAAACUUAUAAUGAUAGAGUUGAAAUUAUUGAAGACUUAAAAUUAGUUUACGAAAAUAGUUUUAAACAAUAUUUAAUUGAGCUAAUAGACUUACCUAGAGAUGGUGUAGAUGUUCGUUCUUCAUUAGAACAAGCCAUAUUGAAAUUAGAUAAUGAUUUGUCAAGAGAAGUUGUGGAACCAUAUAAAGUGACUGGUGAUAUAGAUCCUAAGACUUUGUCAGUUGCUUUGUCUGGAGCCGUGGCCUGUGUAUCCCACAUUGACGGUCCACAUUUGUAUGUAGCUAAUGUAGGAGAUUGUAACGCUGUAUUGGGUACUAUGAAUGAGGAUAAUGCAUGGAUUGCCAAGAAAAUUACAAAAGAACACAAUUCUGAAAAUUUUGAUGAGUUGAAGAGAAUAUGGAAUGAGCAUCCAGAAAGUGAAAGAAAAACUGUGAUAAGGAGAGACAGACUGUUAGGAGAGUUAGCUCCAUUACGUAGUAUGGGAGACUUCCGAUACAAGUGGCCUGUGGAGUUGUUGAAGAAUAUUGCUGUUCCAAUGGUCGGCCAGAAUGCUAUUCCCCCUAAUUAUCGUACACCACCUUACUUGACAGCUAAGCCAGAUAUUUAUUACCAUAGACUCACACCGAAAGAUAAAUUCUUAAUUAUCGCCUCAGAUGGCUUGUGGGACAUGAUGACGCCGUUACAGUCAGUAAAGUUAGUCGGUGAACAUAUGAAGGGUAAAGUUUUCUUCAAUCCCCUUAAAUUGCCUAGGAAAAACAUUCAAUUGGGAGAUAUAAAUGAGUUAUUACUUCAUAGAAAAGAGAGUUUAAAGAGUAAACCUAAAGAUAGAAAUGCCGCUACACACUUAAUAAGGCACGCUAUUGGUGGUACAGAGUACGGUGUGGAUCAUUCUAGAUUAGCACAUCUUUUGAGUUUGUCUCCGGACGUGAGCCGGAUGUUUCGAGAUGACAUGACUGUUACGGUAGUAUACUUUGAUUCAGAGUUUCUUCGACAGUGUCCAGCAUAAAUGAUCUGUUUAUUAAUGUUUAAAAAAAUUCAGUGCCUUGAAUUUGUUUAGUCGGUUUAUUGCGCGUAUUGUCAUUAAACUGUUUUAUUUCCAUAAACAUGCUAAUAUUUGGAAUGUUAUAUUAUUAUUUUGAUCAAUUAUUCAUCGAAUAUGAUAUGUUUUUUUGUAGUACACAUAUACAACUACUUUACAUUAUGAUUAAUAUUACAAAUACUUUGUAUUUAAUAGCGAAUUUUGGAGUAGUGUGUAAAUAAAUAGUUAAUAAUAAACAUAAAUCUAUUAUUCAUUCAAGUAACCCAUGGUAAAGGCUUAU